AUGGAGUUGAAUCAAGAAGAUAUUUGGGAGUUCCUGCGCCGGACGUCGAGGAACAGCCCGGAACCUUACCCUGCCUUCUUUGAUGACGCCUGCUGCUUCCACAACUACGACGCUGAAUCCAGCUCGUCGCACCCUUCAGACGGAGACAGCCCUUCGCUCACCAUGUUCUCUGCCUCUCCCCUCUCCCACCGGUCCCAAGACUCACACUCCGAGACGUCAUCUGCUGCUACUCCUGACCCUCCACUCUCAAGCUCUCCACGCUUUGAUAUCCUUGACCACCACCUUGUUAGGGAUUCCGUUGAAGAUCUUGAUGGCCUUCGGGGCUUCGACGACAGGUUGACCACUCCCCAACUUGACAAGCACGAGCUUCCCAGGCCGACAAGACUUGACAUUCUCGGACCUGCCAAGCCUGCCAGAACUCGGGUCCUCCAAAAUGUCAAUAAGAUCAACGAGGUCAGAGACACCGGCGCCUUUACUUCUUUUCACCGAAAGAAUGAGGACGCUUUCAAGGAUAUUCUCCGGAAUUCUCGACCUGAGUUUGACGACCAUCUCUUCGAGGGCCAGAUCUUCUUGGACAGAAGCUGCACAGGCGUUGCGCUCCCAGCUUGCCUGAAAAACUUCACCUGCAAGACCCCUGGGACUAAUACCAUCACUCACAUGGGGUGCACAUUCUCGAGAAGUCCUUUGAAUCCUGCCUUAUCUCAAAGUCACCUACUGGAGUGGGCUGAGCGAUCCCUGUCGCCCGAGGAAUUCAGCACCUUCGAGGGCGGCAUUGAGUCGUUCAUCGGGGCCUACCUCAAGUUGGGUUAUUCCGGCCAGCGUCCUCAGCUCUCACUCCUCGAGAAAGUCCACAAAUUCAAGUCCGCCUAUAAGAUUUGCAGGGCCCCAACCCUCUUCUUCCUCCAACAAAACGGCAAAGCCGCCGAGGAGCUACCUCUCCCAGCCCAAGCGGAGCUGAGAGGCGUCGCUCGCGCGGCCCUCGAAUCUUCAGAGAGAGACAUCCUCAGUGAACUUGACAGGUACCUCAAGACACCCAAGAUCUCCGACCAAGACAGACCUGCGGUAUGGGCCGCUCUCUGGCAACUCAUGUUCGUGUACCGGGACCUGCUCCGCAACGUCCGACCCUGGCGCAAUAACGCCGAGGCCCUCUUCAACGCGGUCGCAGUCUUCUACGCGACCUUGUUCAGGACCAAAGCUGCGCUCAAAUCUUUGGAAGAAGUCAAGUCUGCCUGGCUGCCCAAUGACGCUCAACGUCAUGAUCUCGUCGGGGCGUUCGACCAUGCUCUGAGCCUGCGUGAUACCUUCUACCAGAGCAUCGUCGCCGGCAUUGCCUCUAUUGACGAGCGUCUCAAGAUCCUCGUUGUGGACCCUGAGAUGAAGGUGCUGAACCGCAGGGCGACUAAUAAGAAGCCUGCUGGCGCCAAACGAGGCGCUGCGCAUAGUCAUGAUGGCGACGAAGUCAUGGGCGGCUGUUGA
Molecule: messenger RNA, 1476 nt
Organism: Colletotrichum chrysophilum
Lineage: Eukaryota; Fungi; Ascomycota; Sordariomycetes; Glomerellales; Glomerellaceae
Exons: 4
Coding region: 1-1476 (491 amino acids)
Source: RefSeq, a predicted model, not a curated record